Molecule: messenger RNA, 1330 nt
Organism: Brassica rapa (field mustard)
Lineage: Eukaryota; Viridiplantae; Streptophyta; Magnoliopsida; Brassicales; Brassicaceae
Product: transmembrane protein 64
Source: RefSeq, a predicted model, not a curated record
AAAAAAAAGAUAAGCGAAUAAUUCAGAUUCUUUUUCUUGGAAUCUAAAAAACCCCAGUUCGGUUCUGUCUCAAUUUUGAUCCAACGGUCUAAUUUUCUCUUCGUUACUCUUGAUUUUCUCGGGAAACCGAAAAGGAAAACAGAGGUGCACAACAACCAAUCUGAGGGAGACGUUUAAAAGAUUUUUUUUUUGCAUCUUCACUCGAUCGAUGACGUACGGCGAUGGCAUCGAUAAGACGGUGCCUGAGCUGAAAUCGAGAAUGGAGGAUCUAGAGAAUGGUGAUUAUGUGAAAUUAAGAGGAGGAUCGGAGGAUGAAGAAGAAGGAUCUCGUGGUGAAUCAUCAGGAUGUUCGAUUGGGUCGGUGACGUCGGUGUGGUUCUGGGUUAAAUUGAUUUUCCUCGUAGCUUGUGUGGGUGUAUUGGCAUUUGUAAUCAUUAAAUGGAUUGGUCCAUUUUUGAUCGAAAAGGAACUUAUUCCGUUUAUAAAGUGGGUGAGAAGCACAUUCAGCAUCCCUAUGCUUGGUCUUCUCCUCUUUGCCUCAGUGGCAUUGUUCCCAACCAUUCUUCUUCCUUCCUCUCCUUCCAUGUGGAUGGCCGGUCUUACCUUUGGUUAUGGGAAAGGGUUUCUCUUGAUUCUGUCAGCAGCAUCUAUUGGUGUUACUCUUCCUUUCCUAAUCGGACAUCUCUUCCUCCACAAGAUGCAAGAAUGGUUGAAGCAAUACCCGAAAAAGGCAGCAAUACUUCGAGCAGCCGGUGAAGGAACCUGGUUUCAUCAGUUUCAAGCAGUCACGUUAAUCCGUGUCUCUCCAUUCCCUUACAUGAUUUACAACUACUGCGCAUUGGCCACUGGAGUUCACUACGGUCCUUACAUCUUAGGCUCCCUUGUUGGAAUGGUUCCUGAGAUCUUUGUCUCAAUCUACACGGGAAUAAUGCUAAGAACGCUAGCUGUUGCUUCGGACGUGAGACACAGCCUUUCGGCAGUGGAGAUAGUAGUGAAUGUUCUUGGUUUCUGUGUAACCGCAAGCGCGACUAUAGUCUGCACAAUCUAUGCGAAGAAGAAGCUAAGCGCAAUGCAAUCUGAAGAAGCAGAGACACCUUAAAGUACACACGCUGCUUGAAGAACUCUUUUCAUCACCCAACGCUUAAAGAGCAAUCACUAAACGUAUCACCAUCUAACACGAUAAGUUUUAUGUAAAACUGAUCAUAUUAUAUAAAUAUAUUUUGUUUUGUUUUGGUUUAUAUUCAUUUGAAAAUGAAUAUAUCUGCUUUUUUCUUGUAUAGAUUAUCAACCAAGUUCUGAUUUUGUAUGUAUAUCUUCUUAGUUUAUCUAA